Molecule: messenger RNA, 386 nt
Organism: Camellia sinensis
Lineage: Eukaryota; Viridiplantae; Streptophyta; Magnoliopsida; Ericales; Theaceae
Source: RefSeq, a predicted model, not a curated record
CGUUCUCUCUCUCUCCAAGUUUUUGCUUUCAAAACCCACUUGAAGAGAGCAUGUCUGCAGGAAUCAUCUCAGCUCCAGUUGGUGGAUCAAGCUAUGUUGGCUUGAAACCCAACUCAUCAAAGCUUUUCCCAGUCAAAGAUUCAGUUGCAUGGACCAGAAAAACUGUCGCUAAUGGCUCAAAAACCCACUGUAUGGAGACAUGGAAUCCUAUUGAUAACAAGAAGUUUGAGACAUUGUCGUAUCUCCAGCCUCUCUCCGAUGAAUCGAUCGCGAAGGAGAUCGAGUACAUGCUCAAAAAGGGAUGGGUGCCUUGCCUUGAAUUCGACCCGGUAAGAACUGCAACUAAAAGACAGAUGCAUAUUCCAUACAAGUGUUUUUUCCCCUAA